Molecule: messenger RNA, 1948 nt
Organism: Chinchilla lanigera (long-tailed chinchilla)
Lineage: Eukaryota; Metazoa; Chordata; Mammalia; Rodentia; Chinchillidae
Gene: Mboat7
Product: membrane bound O-acyltransferase domain containing 7
Exons: 7
Coding region: 1-1419 (472 amino acids)
Biological process (GO): phosphatidylinositol biosynthetic process; lipid modification
Cellular component (GO): membrane; mitochondria-associated endoplasmic reticulum membrane contact site
Molecular function (GO): lysophospholipid acyltransferase activity
Source: RefSeq, a predicted model, not a curated record
AUGUCUCCCGAGGAGCGGACCUAUCUGGUGGUUCUUCUCAUCUCCAUCCCGAUCGGCUUCCUCUUUAAGAAAGCUGGACCCGGGCUGAAGAGAUGGGGCGCGGCGGCCGUGGGCCUGGGGCUCACCGUGUUCACCUGCGGCCCCCACACGCUGCACUCUCUGGUCACCGUGCUGGGGACCUGGGCGCUCAUUCAGGCCCAGCCCCGCUCCUGCCACACCCUGGCUCUGGCCUGGACCUUCUCCUAUCUGCUGUUCUUCCGAGCCCUCAGCCUGCUGGGCCUGCCGACUCCUACGCCCUUCACCAAUGCCGUACAGCUGCUGUUGACGCUGAAGCUGGUGAGUCUGGCCAGUGACGUCCAGGACCUGCACUUGGCCCAGCGGAAGGAAAUGGCCUCGGGCUUCAGCAAGACGCCCGCCCUGGGGCUGCUGCCCGAAGUUCCCUCCUUGAUGGAGACGCUGAGCUACAGCUACUGCUACGUGGGGAUCAUGACAGGCCCGUUCUUUCGCUAUCGCACCUACCUGGACUGGCUGGAGCAGCCCUUCCCGGAGGCCGUGCCCAGCCUGCGGCCCCUGCUCCGCCGGGCCUGGCCGGCCCCGCUCUUCGGCCUGCUCUUCCUGCUGUCCUCCCAUCUCUUCCCACUGGAGGCCGUGCGCGAGGACGCCUUCUAUGCGCGCCCACUGCCCGCCCGCCUCUUCUACAUGAUCCCAGUCUUCUUUGCCUUCCGCAUGCGCUUCUACGUGGCCUGGAUUGCUGCUGAGUGCGGCUGCAUCGCUGCCGGCUUUGGGGCCUACCCUGUGGCCGCCAAGGCCCGGGCCGGGGGCGGCCCCACCCUCCAAUGCCCACCCCCCAGCAGUCUGGAGAAGGCGGCUGCCCUGGAGUACGACUACGAGACCAUCCGCAACAUCGACUGCUACAACACAGACUUCUGCAUGCGUGUGCGGGAGGGCAUGCGGUACUGGAACAUGACGGUGCAGUGGUGGCUGGCACAGUACAUCUACAAGAGCGCGCCUGCCCGCUCCUACGUCCUGAGGAGCGCCUGGACCAUGCUGCUGAGCGCCUACUGGCACGGCCUGCACCCCGGCUACUAUCUCAGCUUCCUGACCAUCCCGCUGUGCCUGGCUGCCGAGGGCUGUUUGGAGUCGGCGCUGUGGGGGCGGCUGAGCCCCGGGGGCCAGAAGGUCUGGUAUUGGGUGCACUGGUUCCUGAAGAUGCGUGCCUACGACUACAUGUGCAUGGGCUUCGUGCUCCUGUCCAUGGGCAGCACGCUGCGGUACUGGUCCUCUGUCUACUUCUGCGUGCACGUCGUGGCCCUGGCCUGCCUGGCGCUGGGGCUGGCUUUGGGAGGGGGCAGGCGCAGCCGGCCGAAGACGGCCUCCCAAGCCACCGGCACCGCCCCGGAGAAGCUGCGGGAGGAGUGAGCUGUCCCGGCGCGCCCCCUGCCGGCCGGUCCUGCCGCACGCGGUGCCCCGGGGACCCGCGCCGGGCCGCCGUCUCCCGUGCGCGCUGGAGUCCCGGCCAGGCCGGCGCCUGGAGAGGGCUCCCUCUUCCCUGCUAGCUGCCCGCCUUGGACUGGAUGAGAGCAGAGCCGAGGCUGUGCCUCUCCCGCUUGGCCCUCUGACGUCAGGGUGCGGUCCGGACACCUGUCCCUGCCUGGCCGCAGCGUUGGAGCCGCCGUCCCGGGGCAGCAGGGAGGGAAGGCGCCGUGUGCCUUCUCGGACGCUUUCUCUUCGGGUCUCCAGCGGGGACGGCCCCGGGGCGGGUUCUGGGAGCGAGCGCCUCUUCCUGUGUCUUGUUCCAUUUUUAAUCUCAUGCAACCGGUGUUCAGGCGUGCAGGGGGAGCGACCCUGGUUUCCUGAGUGGGGCUGGGAAUUUGCUCCCGCAGCCCCCGCCGUCCCUCGGCCCAGGAGGGGUUAGAACGUGUCGAUCUUCCCAAUAAAGUGUGUCACA